Messenger RNA from Pyrus x bretschneideri (Chinese white pear), 1598 nucleotides. RefSeq lists its product as uncharacterized. The record is from RefSeq and is a predicted model, not a curated record. Gene Ontology annotation, biological process: negative gravitropism; response to red or far red light. Bases 209 to 1243 code for a protein of 344 amino acids. The transcript has 3 exons. Lineage: Eukaryota; Viridiplantae; Streptophyta; Magnoliopsida; Rosales; Rosaceae.
CAAAAAAGCAGGCACUGUUGCUCUUUCCCUCUCACAUUCUCUCUUUGUUAUCAUUGUCCUCUCUUACCCUCCAGCCAAAAAAAAAAAAAAAAAACACCGGCGUGCUGGACGAAGACGAAGGAAGACGGUGUCCAGCACCCACCCAUCUGCUCCUCUCACACUCCAACCUCCGUCGGAAUUCCUCGCCUUUUCCUCGAUUCCGAAGGGGAUGGCAGCAGAGGAAGAUGUUGACUUGUCAACCUUGAAGUCUCAGCUGGGUCAAACACAUGAACCUUGGAAGCAGGAGAUAGAACAGCGCCAAUCCCAAGUGAAUGUUUUACAAACAAAGCUUAUGGAGGUAAAGCUUUGCAUAGAGGGGUCCGAGGAAGAUUCAAAAAAGGAAUUAGAGGUUCUUUGGCGUAGAGUUAAAACUACUGCAACUGUGUUAACAUACUUGAAAUCAAAAGCAAGAGUAAUGGCUGUUCCGCAUUUAGCACAUACAUCAUGCGGCAUCAAACAAUUAGAAGGGGUGGGCCUUGUUGAUAAAAAUGGUACACCGUUGUCUGGUUGGUCUAGGAAUGUUGAUCUCACUUCCUUUGAUAGUCUAGAUGAAGAGACUUGGGUUGGGAUUAGCAACCAACAUGAUCCUCUGGAUGAACAAGAUGCGGCUUAUAUUGGUGAACUUCUUAAAUCUGUUCAGAUGGUUACGGAUGUAAUGGAAGCUCUUGUCAAGAGAGUUUUACUGGCAGAAUCUGAAACUGCAAUUGAGAAGGAGAAGGUGACUUUUGGUCAGGAAGAAAUUAAAAAAAAGUCGGUUCAAAUUGAGAACAUGUCUGUGAAGUUAGAGGAGAUGGAACGCUUCGCUCUAGGAACAAAUGGUAUUUUAAAUGAAAUGCGGCAGAGAGUUGAGGAUUUGGUUGAAGAAACUACUAGACAGCGGCUACGAGCUGCAGAAAACGAACAGGAGCUUUGUCGUGUGAAGCAGGACUUUGAGUCUCUCAAAUCAUAUGUCAGCAGUCUUAUCACUGUGCGAGAAACUCUGCUUUCAUCAGAGAAGCAGUUUCAAACUAUAGAGAGACUGUUUGAGCGGCUAGUUGCAAAAACAACACAGUUAGAGGGUGAGAAAAUCCAGAAAGAGACCGAAGUCCAGAAACUUAUGGAAGAAAAUGUGAAGCUGAGCGCUCUUCUUGACAAGAAAGAGGCCCAACUUCUGGCCAUGAAUGAACAAUGCAAGGUGAUGGCUUUGAGUGCUUUUAACAUCUAAUUUGCUAACGCUCACCUGGCCGGUGGUUUGCCUUGCAACACGGUUUGGAUCAGUUCCACCUAUCAACAUACCAGAGAGGCAUGCAGGAAUGAGCGACUCCAGAUGGAAAUCUAUGUCCGAGACCCCUUCUUUCAAUUGUAACAUUGUGAAGAGCCCCUUGAACUCGCUAUCUAGUUCUGUGUUUGCGCUGUUGCUGGACUGAACCCAGAAAAUCAUACAUUGAUUGGAAUGCGAUCUCAUUGUUAAAUUAUUAUUCACUUGCUGUAUAGGUUUCAUUUGAAUAUUGUUGGUGAAUGAUCUGCAUUUGUCCGAACUCCGGUGAAGUUUUAUAUCAAGCACGGUGGUUUAAUCUGUA